AGGUCUGGCAACGCUGUUUUUAUGAGUGUGUCUGUUUACGUGCAUUUUCUUUAUAAAAAUAUGCACCAAAAAGUUGUGAGUUGAGAGAAUUCGUUUCGAAUUAAGUUCCUCAUAGUUUGUAAUAAUAAAGAUAUCUCAUAGAAAAUGGAUAUUUUCGACGAGGACGACGACAAUCAUGAUUGCUCUAUGGCUAUGGAGAGCUCAAUUUUGGAUAUGCAAAAUAAACUGGCAAAGCGGAUGGUUGAAAUGCAAAAUACAAUGAAUAAACAAUUUAAGGAGUUGCACCGCAGUCUGAACCUGGCAAAUCGUCAUAUUGAAGCUUUGAAUGAUAAAAAAAAAACAAAGGAGCUAAAAUGCAAUUUUCCUUGUAAAACCGAAGAAGAAUUGGCAGAAAUAGACGAGAAAAUUGCCGCGUCACCAGCAGCCUAUUUACCUAUUUUCGAGGGAAAACUAAUGCCGGAAGGAGUCGUCAAAAAUCUUGAAAAGAUAAUAUCUCGAGAUCUUGCUUUACAAAUUAAUUUUCGCGGAACCGCCAAUAUGAAGCCGUUCGAUAAAUACAUUCACCUAAAUAAAGUAAUGUAUGAGGCUACGACUACAAUCGAUCGAAAUUUCAGUGAUUACCAGAGGAACAUGCGCACUGCAUUUGCAAAGAUCAAAAAUCUGCUAAAAUUGUACCGUGAAAUGUCGCUUUUCGAGGUCUGGCAACGCUGUUUUUAUGAGUGUGUCUUUUUUACGUGCAUUUUCUUCAUAAAAACAUGCACCAAAAAGGUGCGAGUUGAGAUAAUUUGUUUGAGCGUGUAAGAUUAAGUUUCUCAUAGUUUAUAAUAAUAAAGAUAUCUCAUAGAAAAUGGAUAUUUUCGACGAGGACGACGACAAUCAUGAUUGCUCUAUGGCUGUGGAGAGCUCAAUAUUGGAUAUGCAAAAUAAACUGGCAAAGCGU
Drosophila nasuta is the source of this 940-nucleotide messenger RNA. RefSeq lists its product as uncharacterized. The transcript has 10 exons. The record is from RefSeq and is a predicted model, not a curated record. NCBI's taxonomy places the organism in Eukaryota, Metazoa, Arthropoda, Insecta, Diptera, Drosophilidae. The coding region runs from base 145 to 801 and encodes 218 amino acids.